CUUCCUCACACUCUUAGCUCUCACUCAUCACCAUGCAAGUUGCACUUAAAGGAAUCAAAAUGCAUUAAUUCUGGAUCAAUAAAGCCAUGUGGACUGCUUGUAUGCAGAAAAUAAUUCAGAUAGUUCCUACCACUUAUGCUCCUCUCCCUUUCCCUUUCUCCUUUAAUAUAAAGCAAAGCUUAACCUAGUGCUUCACAUUUCUCCCUUCCUUCAACAAUGCAGACUCCAAGCAACUUCAAGCACGACUUCCUUAAGCAUUUGCUCUCUGGACUCCAUGCUGCUAGAGAAUCAUCAAGGGGAGUAAGUCUAAUUGAGAGGGAGAAACAAAUCAAGCUUCUGGCUGAUGCUGCCAUGGCUUUGGCUAGAGGACAUGGUGCAAACUGGAGCCGAGCAAUAAUUGCAGGUAUGCUAAAGCAGAAAAAAGACGAGGCUUUCGUUGCGAAGAAGCUCUAUAAAGGAUCUGAAACCUCUGUUUCUCCAACAGGCUCCCAUGGACGAAAAAAGAUCAUGAAAAAGAAGAGCUUUAAUGCCCGGCUGAAGGUGAGGAAGAAAGGAUUCCAUUCGCCAUCAUCAUGGAAAGUUAUGCCAAGUGUUCUAGCAAGAAGAAUUGUGAAGAAGCGGACACAAGUGCUGAAACGCAUUAUACCAGGGGCUGAAAGCUUGGAUGUGGGUUUGAUUGUGAAACGUUCACGUUUUGCUGUGUAGAAUCUAGAAAAGAGAUCAUUAUCUGUUUCAUCAUGAAGAACUGAAGAGGAGAGUUAUUGGAAAGCUGAGGGCUACAUUUACAGAAGUAAUGUGCCUUAUCAAUAUGUUUCCAGAGUAUGAUAAGUAAGUAAAGGGUUCAAGUGGCUCCAUUAUUUUCUUCCAAUAUUAGAAUAUUGUUACUCUGCAGCCAUUAUUGCGACAUGUGAUCAGGUUUAUUUGUAAGAAAAUCUGCUUAGACCGUUGGUGACCGAACAGUAUUGAUUUUUUUUAAAAAUAU
Messenger RNA from Phalaenopsis equestris, 982 nucleotides. RefSeq lists its product as uncharacterized. The record is from RefSeq and is a predicted model, not a curated record. The transcript has 2 exons. The coding region runs from base 217 to 705 and encodes 162 amino acids. NCBI's taxonomy places the organism in Eukaryota, Viridiplantae, Streptophyta, Magnoliopsida, Asparagales, Orchidaceae. Gene Ontology annotation, biological process: regulation of DNA-templated transcription.